AUGCAUGCUACGGAAAAGCACGUAUUUCAGUUAACUGGGAACGGAACAAUAAUAUUAUCACCCAUACCGGAGAAGUAUUUCGCAGCAGACCCAGAACUUGUAAUUGGAAGCGUCCGAUUCAAGGUUCGUUUUCCUGCAUGGGUAGGAGAUGGAAAUGUAUUGUCACAGCGGAUAAAAGAAGUGCUUCCAGACUUCAAGGUUGAUAUCGAGCCAAAGACAAGUGGAAAAACCUAUGGAGAAAAUUCCUUCACGAUUGUAAUACGGAACCGAGUUGAAGCACCGUGGGGCUACCCGGAUUUUCAAAUGGAGGCGCUAAACAAACUGGAGCAACUUAUACAGUGGCCUUUUAUGAGUGAAAUAAAGGUGGACGCAAUUCAAUGGCCCAGUUUAGAAGGUAACCAGACUGUCGUUGCUCGUUGCUCUGCAGAAUUUUCCCACGUUUAA
Dicrocoelium dendriticum is the source of this 444-nucleotide messenger RNA. The record is from the annotation of a GenBank genome assembly. NCBI's taxonomy places the organism in Eukaryota, Metazoa, Platyhelminthes, Trematoda, Plagiorchiida, Dicrocoeliidae.